Harmonia axyridis is the source of this 1356-nucleotide messenger RNA. RefSeq names its product WD repeat-containing protein 89. The record is from RefSeq and is a predicted model, not a curated record. The transcript has 6 exons. NCBI's taxonomy places the organism in Eukaryota, Metazoa, Arthropoda, Insecta, Coleoptera, Coccinellidae. Gene Ontology annotation, molecular function: protein binding. The coding region runs from base 129 to 1211 and encodes 360 amino acids.
UUAAUUCUGUUCUGUGGUUCUAAUCUAACCCUACUCGGGCUACUACUAUUAUUUUCUGUUGAAAGAAUAAAUUUUAUUUAUUCUAUCCCGGUCGUUUCUUUUUCAAAAUCUCUAUAGGUAUCGUCAAAAUGAAGGAUUUGUUGGGAAAUUCAAUUGAAGUCAAUAGUAACAAUGAUGAAUCAGAUCAAAGCAUGGAAGACACAGGAGAGUGUUAUAAUGAAUUUGUACCUGGUGUUCAUAUAUGUGAAAAAGUUUUGAAUAAAGAAGAGUAUAUAACAAAUAUAUCAGCUACCAAUUCUUCUAAUCCAAAAGUAGCUGUAUCUUCUUCUGAUGGAAAUUUUCAUGUUCUCAAUUUAUCUGAAAAUUUUUGUGAUGUCUAUGAAUUGAAUAAUAAUUCAGAUCAUAUUGUGGAAUUAAAGUUUGAUAAGCUAAAUGACAAUUUGUUGUGGGUUGCCUCUCAUAAUGGACUCAUAAACCUAUGGGACCUGAGAUCUAAUAAGGCAGUUUCAACUUUUAGUGAUACAUUAGAUGAUAAAGAGGACAAGGAUAAAAAAUUCAAUAGUUUUGAUAUAUCUUCAUCUGGGAAUGUUCUUUGUGCAGGAACUAAUAAAUUUGAGGAAGAUUCAUUUCUCUUAUUUUGGGAUAUUAGGAAGAGUGAAUUAGCUGGUGGAUUUUGGGAAUCUCAUAUGGAUGAUAUAACUCAAGUUAAAUUUCACCCAAGUGAUUCUAAUAAAAUGUUUUCUGCAUCCAUGGACGGACUGAUCAAUGUCUAUGACUUGAGUCGUUCUUCGGAAGAGGAUGCAUUAGUUGAUACAUUAAACACAGAAUCAUCUAUUGAAAAAAUAAGUGUUGCACAACAAGGCACUGGAGAUGUUAUAAGUUGCAUAACUCAUACGUCAGACAUUCAGUUCUGGAAAAAUGAAGAUGUUAAACCUUACCUAUUUUUCAAUAGGAUUGAAUUAGCAUCAGUCUUCAAGAAAAAAUCUGGUGUAUAUAUUGUGGAUAUUCUACCAACAAGAGAAAGCAUUUUACUAUUGCUUGGAUAUAAUCGUAUAAUCAAGGGAUUCAAACUAGGAAAAUCCUCAUUGGAACCAUAUUUUGGGCUUGUUAAGAAUGAGCAAAGAUUGAAAUGUAGUUGGAUAAAUGAAAAUACCAAUCUAUUGUUGACUGGAGGUGAAAACGGACAAAUAGAUGCCUGGAAAUAUGCUUAAAGAAAAAUGGUUAUGAACUGAAUAAAGCAAUUGUCAGGAUGUGGAAACGAUAAUCUGCAUACUUAUUGUAAAUAUCAAAAUUAUGCGGAAUAUCGAUUAUUGUGUAAAUAAAUUGUGAUUAUUUUUUAAUAAAUUAUUGAUCUUU